This is a messenger RNA of Anastrepha obliqua, 1502 nucleotides long. RefSeq lists its product as uncharacterized. Bases 38 to 841 code for a protein of 267 amino acids. Lineage: Eukaryota; Metazoa; Arthropoda; Insecta; Diptera; Tephritidae. The record is from RefSeq and is a predicted model, not a curated record. The transcript has 4 exons.
CACAUUUUUCACAUCGAACCAAAAAACAAGAGUAAAAAUGGCUUCGAUACGGUAUUUGGUCCUCGUGGCACUUUUAAGCUUCGCAACAAUGGCGAAUGCAGCGAGAGCAGUAAGGCCGACGAACAUGCAGGGCAUGAUUGCCGAGGAGAAUGCCAAAUGUGAGAGUGGUGAAGAUUCGAUGGCUUGCAUUAAAGUGCGCGCCAUGCGUUUUCUCGACACAGUGAUCAAUAAUGAUAACUACAAAUUCGGCGAUGUGGAGGUUCGUUCAAAUGGCUAUCAGCCCGCAGCCGCUGAUGCUAAUAGCGCCCGCUCCAAUGACGAUGAACGCGAUUUAUUCGAUGAUGUUGCCGAUUAUUUGCAGGGACACGAUGUUACCAUGGACUUGCCUCUGGGUGAUGCCAAGGUCACCGUCUCUUCACGCAAUUUGGCCAACGAUGAGUUGAGCCUUAAUGUGAAAUUGGCCGGUGAUGGUGUGGUUGAGGGCAAGGGUAAGAAGGGCAACUUCUUCAAGAAGGGCAAGAAACAUCGUUUGCGCAAAAUGAUUAUGCCAUUGAUGGUGUUGAUCCUGCUGAAAGCGAUGACUGUCAUCCCCAUGGCCAUUGGUAUACUGAAGAUUAAGGCAUUCAAUGCUUUGGCGUUGGGCUUCUUCUCGUUCAUUGUGUCGGUUGGUUUGGCCAUUUUCCAAUUGUGCAAGAAGAUCGCCGCUGAACACCAUUCUGCGCACAUCACCGCCCAUGGCCCUUGGGAUGGCCGAUCUGUGGGUGUGUCUGCUGCCGUUGUCGAACCUGCAUACGAACAAAACGUGAACGCACAAGAUUUGGCCUACAACGCUUAUGCCUAGAAAGUAGCUGGUAGCUACUUUUAAGUAAAAACGCGUACAUAUACAUAUGUACACAUGUAACGGAAGAAGCUGAAAGCAGAGAAAAAUGUCUAAACCAAAAAUAGCUAAACAAAUAUACGUAUGUUAAAAAUCCCUAAGAGCAAAGCAGCGAAGAUGAAAAGAUAAAGCGAGCAUCAACCCUCAGCGACGUAAUCAGCAGAAAAAGUCAGCGCAUGCAAAAGUUUGUGUCAAAAAGGACACUUGAAAAGGAGCGAACUGGAAACUAUACAGAAUGCAGCAGUAAUUUUUGAGGCCGAAUUUUCAAGUUUUUCAUGUUAAUUGUUAUCUGAAAAAUAGCUGUAAUUUCGAUUGCUAUCACUGCCACUAGCUGUGGACGACACCGGGGCGUAUGAGUGUUCUCGCUGGGGGGAAAAUCGCAAAACGCCUAAUUACAACUAAAGGCAUGCAAAAACAAAUACGAAGAAAAAACAAAAACAAACAACAGCUAGCCACAAACAACUACAACUUCUACCACUUAAGCAUAAUUUUGUUAAUUGUUAGUAAUUUAUUUAUUUAUUUAUACCAUUAUUUAUCGGAAAAUAUAUGAAAGGAGAACAUCUUUUUUAUGUUGCUAAAAGCGAAGAAAAUUGUAAAACAAAGCCAAGAAAAGCAAAUGCAAAAU